Xyrauchen texanus (razorback sucker) is the source of this 2383-nucleotide messenger RNA. RefSeq names its product negative elongation factor complex member C/D (gene nelfcd). Gene Ontology annotation, cellular component: nucleus; NELF complex. The transcript has 15 exons. NCBI's taxonomy places the organism in Eukaryota, Metazoa, Chordata, Actinopteri, Cypriniformes, Catostomidae. Gene Ontology annotation, molecular function: RNA binding. The record is from RefSeq and is a predicted model, not a curated record. The coding region runs from base 78 to 1817 and encodes 579 amino acids. Gene Ontology annotation, biological process: negative regulation of transcription elongation by RNA polymerase II.
UGUGCGCCGUUUGGUUUUCUCGCAUUUAUUUGGUAAACAUUCGAACGUACUGAUAAGAUAAUUCAUCUUUGCUCGCUAUGGACGAAGAAUACUACAACAAUGCGGCAGAAUGGGAGGGACAAGAUGGCAAUUUGGAGGAUGGAUUUGGGGACGCUGAGACUGAUGGCAAAGUUCAGGAGGCAUGUCUGCAGAAAUUUUCCAGUAGAGACUAUAUCAUGGAGCCCACCGUAUUUAACACGCUGAAAAUGUAUUUCCAGGCAGGUGGUUCACCUGAGCAUGUUAUCCAGCUGCUUUCAGAGAAUUAUUCUGCUGUUGCACAAACGGUGAAUCUGCUGGCGGAGUGGCUCAUACAGAUGGGAGUGGAACCCGCCCAGGUGCAGGAGCGUGUAGAGAAUCAUUUGAAGAGUCUCUUGAUCAAACACUUUGACCCCCAAAAAGCAGAUUCAAUCUUCACCGUUGAGGGAGAGACGCCAGCAUGGUUGGAACAGAUGAUAGCACACACAACAUGGAGAGAUCUGUUCUACAAACUAGCUGAAGCUCAUCCAGAUUGUUUGAUGCUCAACUUCACUGUUAAGUUGAUUUCAGAUGCAGGAUAUCAAGGAGAGAUCACAAGUGUGUCCACAGCCUGCCAACAGUUGGAGGUUUUCUCCAGGGUCCUACGAACCUCCCUCGCCACACUCCUAGAUGGAGGAGAACAGAAUCUGGAGAAAAAUCUGCCAGAAUUUGCGAAGAUGGUGUGCCAUGGUGAGCACACGUACUUGUUUGCUCAGGCCAUGAUGUCUAUCCUCGCUCAGGAGGAGCAGGGUGGCUCGGCCAUGCGCCGCAUUGGACAGGAAGUACAGAAAUAUGCCCACGAGAGGGGACACGAUGCCAGUCAAAUCACAUUAGCACUGGGCACAGCUGCAGCAUACCCACGUGCAUGCCAGGCUCUUGGUGCCAUGCUGUCUAAAGGGGCUCUAAACCCUGCAGACAUCACAGUCCUUUUCAAGAUGUUCAGCAGCAUGGAUCCACCUCCAGUAGAGCUGAUUAGAGUUCCUGCCUUCUUGGACCUGUUCAUGCUGUCACUUUUUAAACCAGGAGCUAAAAUUAACCAGGAUCAUAAACACAAAUAUAUCCACAUCUUAGCUUAUGCAGCUAGUGUUGUGGAAACAUGGAAAAAGAACAAGCGUGUGAAUAUAAAUAAAGAUGAGCUGAAGUCCACCUCUAAGGCCAUUGAGACGGUUCAUAAUCUCUGCUGCAAUGAAAAUAAAGGCGCUACAGAGCUAGUAGCAGAACUCGGCACAUUAUACCAGUGCAUCAGGUUUCCAGUGGUAGCGAUGGGCGUGUUGAAGUGGGUUGACUGGACGGUAUCUGAGCCUCGUUACUUCCAGCUACAGACGGAUCACACUCCUGUUCAUUUAGCUCUACUGGAUGAGAUCAGCACAUGCCAUCAGCUUCUUCAUCCUCAGGUUUUGCAGUUGCUCGUAAAACUAUUUGAGACAGAACACUCACAGCUUGAUGUCAUGGAGCAGCUGGAGCUCAAGAAGACCUUACUGGACCGUAUGGUUCAUCUGCUGAGUCGAGGUUAUGUGCUUCCAGUGGUCAGCUACAUCCGUAAAUGUCUUGAGAAACUCAACACCGACAUAUCACUCAUCAGAUACUUUGUUACAGAGGUUCUAGAUGUGAUAACUCCUCCAUACACCUCCGAUUUUGUCCAGCUCUUUUUGCCCAUCCUAGAAAAUGACAGCAUAGCGGGAACAAUCCGCACUGAGGGAGAACACGACCCUGUGGCUGAAUUUAUUGCACACUGCAAGUCCAACUUCAUCAUGAUGAACUGAGACCAUCUUAUCAACUUGCACCUUUGAAUUUGAAACGCUCUUUCACCAGAUGGAUGACCAAUAUGAGUCUGGCCAAUAUUAAGGGUCAUCAAUUUCUGUGUACAUAGGUUUUUGUACUGACCUUAUGAAAAAAACAAAAAAACUUGACCAAUAAGAACGCAGAAAAAAAAUUUUUUUAGGUCACAUUUCUCAAAUUUAGCUUUGAAAAUUAUUUGGGAUGUCGGUUUUUCUUUUUGUGUACUGAAACUGGACUUUCUUUUAUUAAACAUGAUCGUACUAAGCCCAUAGUGUAAUCAUUUCAAAAGCAGACAAGCCCUUGAAAGUCCCUUUCUGUAAAGCUGCUUUGAAACGUUGUGUGUUGUGAAAAGCGCUAUACAAAUAAAAAUACUUUAACUUCCUUUUCUACAUCCGCCAUAUUGAGCGUUCCAUUCAUUUUAAUAGCAGUGCUCCGUCUCAGGCUUCACAAAAUUAAAGCUGUGGUGCUAUGGCAAUGCAAAAAUGCAUAAUGUAACUAGCAGUGAAUACAAACAGUUUCGAUUUUUAGUGGUAAUAAACUUAUAACAAAA